UUACCUAUUUCAGCAACGCACGCGCGGGCUGGCAGCACCUCGGGGCGAAAGCAACAUGCUGCUACCUCUCACGCUACAAGCCACAGGCCCUUAAGUGGCACCUAUGAAGGCUUGUGUGAUCCAACAUCAUCCAAGGCAUCUACAUGCUCCCGCGAGAGGUUCGCGUAACCGGGUGCCAGGCGUGCCGAGUGCGGAAUUGGCGCAGCUCCUCGCAGCCCCCAGCACACACAGGGAGGGGACGCGAGCGGGCGGCAAGCGGGUUGUGCAUGCCAAGUUGUCAUCUUAAUACAUCAUGUACCAGCUACUUGUGGCCACGCUGUUGCUUCUGGCUGAGCGAGGGGCCGCAGGAUUGGGCGCGGCUCCUGGGGCCGCUAAGGAGAACUUGGUAAUGUACAUCUUCUCCGCGACAGACCCAGAGUUUGUGCGCAAUCUGGAGUUCUUCGUGCGGGAAGCUGUCAUGGAUGACACCCGCAGCGACUACGUGAUUGUGGUGCAAGAGUCAACGGACUUGGGGAAAGUGACGCUACCGAAACUGCCGAAGCAUGCACGCUACGUGCGUCACACCAACCGCUGCUAUGAUUGGGGCACGUUUGGGUGGCUGUUGCUGUCGGGCAAGGUGGACCCGCGGCAGUACCGCUACUACUUCUUCAUCAACUGCAGUGUUCGCGGACCGUUCCUGCCAAGCUAUGCCCAGGGAUAUGUUCACUGGACAGAGCCAUUCACGUCGCGGCUCGUUGGUGACGUUAAGUUGGUGGGCCCCACGAUCAGCUGCGAGGGCAGCCCGCUCAACGGCGACUUUCGCGGCAAGUGGCGACAUAACCCACAUGUGCAGUCCUACGUGGUGGCCACCGACCAGGUGGGGCUGCAAGUGCUGCUUGACGAUGGCCGAGUGUUUCAUUGCCACAACACGAGGUGGAACACGAUUUACUACAGUGAGCUGGGGUCGUCCACCGCAGUCCUGCACGCCGGUUACAACCUCGAUUGCCUGAUGACCAAGUACCAGGGCCUGGAUUGGCGGGACAAGGCCAACUGGGACUGCAACGGCAGGUCCAGUCCGCAGUCAGACUUGACGUACGACGGUAUUUCUCUGGACCCGUACGAGGUGAUGUUCGUCAAGGUGAAGGACGCCAUGCUGUACCGUAACGUGUCGUUCGCACUCAAGGCCGCCAAACUGCAGGAGUGGCAGGAACGCGGCCCGGCAGAUCUUGCCACCGUCAACGCUAAUGUGUAUGCAGAGGAUGAAUUCAACUUCAAAGCGCCCCGUAUCCUGGUCACUAAGGCACGCGGGCACACCUGUUUCGACGUCCACUUUUACCGCACGCAUAACCCAGAACUGACAUCGGUCAACACCGUUGCCUCCGCAUGGAAGCACUUCACCUUCUUCGGGCAGUUCGAGCGGAGACCGUACAGGUUCACAUGUCCCUUCAAUUAUUCGAAAUACUUCAAGUAGCAUCCGUAUGCAGAGCAUUCCGCAUACGCAAGAUGGUGCAUAUUGCAAUCUACGUGGUAUGAGGAGGAGUGCAAAGUUCGCCAGGCUAUUACGGAUUGAGGCAAGCGCUGGGACCCUUAGGUCAGGUGUGGUACCGGUAUUGCAGCGGGUUAGGACGAAUUACGUCCUCCUUGACGUUGGCGCUCUUGCUGAUAGGUUUGGCACAAGCUGGUAGUAGGUCCUUGACGGCGCGGAAGGCAGUGCGGCUGAACGUGUGUUGGUCUUGAAAGUUGAAACGGCUGUGGCCUCACCUGCACUGUGCAAAUUGCGCGGCUCUAGCUGAAGUGGUGGCUCCGGGUGCGCCAGCUUACGCUACAUCGAUUGGCGUUGAUGUUGCAGAGGCCUGGCUUUCUUGCUGCCGCGAGCACUAUGCAAGGCGUGCCCCAUGUUUAGAAGGCGUGUUGGUCCAGGAGUUAAAAGACUGUUUUGUAGCAGGCUGGGUUGUGACCGCUGUCGUGGUGAGGCAAAACGUCUCUACAUCCUUGUAGUACCUGCCAACUCUCAACCUCAAUUGUCUCAAACUCAGGUUUCAAAGUCGUCAUCGUCAUCUGGCACCCGGUUUCCGUGGUGGCGGAAGUGCUUGUGACGCUUCUUGUUCGCGGCGCUGGGCGAGUUCAGUGGCGUGGCCAAGAGUUGGAGCUGCUGUGAGGUAGAGCACCCCUG
This is a messenger RNA of Chlamydomonas reinhardtii, 2152 nucleotides long. RefSeq lists its product as uncharacterized. The record is from RefSeq and is a predicted model, not a curated record. The transcript has 9 exons. NCBI's taxonomy places the organism in Eukaryota, Viridiplantae, Chlorophyta, Chlorophyceae, Chlamydomonadales, Chlamydomonadaceae. The coding region runs from base 293 to 1450 and encodes 385 amino acids.